Messenger RNA from Mesitornis unicolor (brown roatelo), 1104 nucleotides. RefSeq names its product uricase-like. The transcript is spliced from 8 exons. Lineage: Eukaryota; Metazoa; Chordata; Aves; Mesitornithiformes; Mesitornithidae. Bases 1 to 1104 code for a protein of 367 amino acids. Gene Ontology annotation, cellular component: peroxisome. Gene Ontology annotation, molecular function: urate oxidase activity. The record is from RefSeq and is a predicted model, not a curated record. Gene Ontology annotation, biological process: urate catabolic process; purine nucleobase catabolic process.
AUGGGGGGCAGCCCUGGGGACAUGGGAGUGCCUGCUGGGCUCUGCCUACUAACAGGGGGCCCUGCCAUGCAGGAUGGCAACUGCAUUUUGCCAGCUCCUGUCAUAACUGAGGCUUCCACUGAGUUUCUUUACAACUGUCACGUAUUUUCUCUGCAGAUCAAGGAUAUAGAAGUCCUCAACUGUGAAUAUGGCAAGAACACGAUUAAGUUCCUUCGCCUUCGUCACGAAGGGAAGAAGCACUUCGUUAAAGAGGUGGAAGUCUGCACACAUCUCCGUCUGACUUCUGCUCAGGAGUACCUGGAUGGAAACAACUCUCUUGUGAUACCUACAGACACCAUGAAGAAUAUUGUCCUUGUGUUGGCCAAAAAAAAUGGGAUAUCAACUUUAGAACAAUUUGCUAUAGAUAUCUGCAGAUACUUCAUGACAACAUUUUGCCAAGUGGCGUACGUCAAAACCUACGUUCAAGAAGUACCAUGGCAACGUCUACAAGAGAAUGGUGUUCCCCACAUCCACUCAUUCAUGCUCGUUCCUGAUGGGAUCCGCUUUUGUGAAGCUGAGCAGUGCCGAAAUGGUCCUCUAGUUCUUUUUGCUGGAAUUAAAGAUCUCAAACUUAUGAAGACAACACAGUCUGGAUUCGAAGGCUUCUAUAGGAGUGAAUACACCACACUUCCUGAGAGGCACGACAGGAUUUUAUGUGGAGAGCUCUUCUGCAAAUGGUCAUACGGCGAAUGCAAAGAUCUUGACUUUGAUUGCAUAUGGAACAAAGUCCGUGAAUGUAUCCUUGAAGCCUUUUCUGGGCCGCUCGACUGUGGGGAGUAUUCGCCCUCCUACCAGAGGACUGUCAACUGUAUCCAGAUGCACAUCUUUUCCAAAGUGUCACAGGUACAGAUCAUAGAAAUCGUCUUGAACAACACUUUCUACAAUGUGUUAGACAUGAACAAUCUAGGCUUGACCAAUGAAAAAGAAGUCCUGAUUCCAGUGGAAACUCCCUAUGGCUCCUGUGCUUGCACACUUGGCAGGAAGAAGUUCCUAGAAGCACAAGGUCACAUGCUAAAAGAUGAGAAGCAAAGUCAGUUUGGACUGGCAGCUGCCCAGAGAAACUAA